Molecule: messenger RNA, 1228 nt
Organism: Bactrocera dorsalis (oriental fruit fly)
Lineage: Eukaryota; Metazoa; Arthropoda; Insecta; Diptera; Tephritidae
Product: peroxiredoxin 1
Exons: 2
Coding region: 201-785 (194 amino acids)
Biological process (GO): removal of superoxide radicals; cell redox homeostasis; response to oxidative stress
Cellular component (GO): cytosol
Molecular function (GO): thioredoxin peroxidase activity
Source: RefSeq, a predicted model, not a curated record
AUUUAAAAUAAUCAUUCUUUUGCAAUUAUUCGAAUAGAUUGGACGUAAGUUCGUGUUAUUCGGUUUGGUGUACAAUUUUUUGCUCGCCUACUGUUUCACACAAGUGCGUUUUUGCGUUUUCGAGUAAAUUCUCCCGCUGCCGGUAAAACGAAUAAUCGUGUGAAUUAACCUUGCGAAUUUUGCGGAAAACAAUAUAAGAUAUGCCGAAAAUCCAGAAGUCUGCUCCCCACUUCAAGGGAACCGCCGUCGUUAAUGGCACCUUCAAAGAUAUCGAUCUGACUGACUAUAAAGGCAAGUACCUAGUGUUGUUCUUCUACCCAUUGGACUUCACUUUUGUGUGCCCAACCGAAAUUAUUGCGUUCUCGGAUCGCGUGUCUGAAUUCCGCAAUAUUGGAUGUGAAGUUGUUGCCUGCUCAACAGACAGUCACUUUACGCAUUUAGCUUGGAUUAACACACCACGCAAGCAGGGUGGUCUAGGCGAUUUGUCUAUCCCAUUGUUGGCCGACAAAUCCAUGAAGAUUGCACGUGACUACGGUGUGUUGGAUGAAGAAACCGGCAUUCCUUUCCGUGGACUUUUCGUUAUCGACAGAAGCCAGAAUUUGCGUCAAGUAACCAUCAAUGAUUUGCCAGUUGGGCGCAGUGUCGACGAGACUUUGCGUUUAGUUCAGGCAUUCCAAUUCACCGAUGAGCACGGUGAAGUAUGCCCAGCCAACUGGAAGCCCGGUGAGAAGACCAUGAUUGCUGAUCCCAAGAAGUCAAAGGAAUACUUCGCCCUUGCUUCUUAAGCAUAUCAUAAGUUAUUAAGGCAGCUGUGGAGUGAAUUGCGCAAAAGAAUAAAAUCAGAUGUUGUAUCCGUAACGACGCUGGAAGUUGUACGUUACAAGAACAAUUAAAAAAUAACUUAAAAAAUCAUUACUGCAAAUUACAAAAGAUCAGCAUUACACAAAAAACAAUAGCACCCAAAGUGCGCUAUAAUGAGGCCCAUUUUAUGCAUUAGCUCGUAAUUCUUUAUAUAUGUAUAUGUAUGUGUACGCAUAUCCAGCAAGUUGUUUUCGUUUUGUAUUAGGAGAACUAAUGCUGAAUUAAUGUUCAUUUGAAAUUCAAUUAAUGUAUGUAGCUGGAGAGUGUUUAUUACAGAAAUAAAAAUGGAAUAAAAAAUCAAUCACUGUAAGCUCACUGUUAUUUCACCACAAAUACAAUUCCGCAGCAAUAAACAAUUUAAAAAAUA